AUGGAGCCCAAACAGAUGCAAGAGCCCCUGCAGGAGCUCCCCACAGAGGAGUCCCUGACUGAGGACUCAGGCCUAGAGGGGGCUCCCAGCAAGCAUGUCCUCUACGUGGGCCACCUGAACCCCCAGUUCUCGGUGCCGGUGCUCACCUGCCUGCUCCGAGACACCCUGGAGCGGCUGGAGCUGCCGGUGUCACGGGAGCACAUCGAGGUGGUGAGGCGGCCCCGGAAGGCCUAUGCUCUGGUGCAGGUGGUCACCCACGAGGACACCCUGGCCUCCCUCCCCUGGCGCCUGCAAACAGCUUUGGAGGAGCACCAGAUCAUCAAGGAGCUGGUGGCCCGUGGGAAGGAGCUGGUGCUGGGAGAAGGCCGGGGCCCCACAAGCCACAGAGAGGUGAUCCGCCUGAGCGUGCACACCCCCAAGGCCCAGGCCGAGCCGCAGCUCUAUGAGACGGACCAGGGGGAGGUGUUCCUGCGGCGGGACGGGAGCAUCCAGGGCCCGCUGCCCGGCCACGCCAUCCAGGAGUGGUGCAGACAGAAGUGGGCAGCGGAGCUGAGCAAGCUGGAGGAGAGGGUGAAGGUGUUGACGGUGGAGAAGGAGCAGCUCCAGCAGCAGCUGCAGCAGCACAGGCCCGGCUCCUGCACCUGCUGCGUCCUGUGA
This is a messenger RNA of Miniopterus natalensis, 657 nucleotides long. Lineage: Eukaryota; Metazoa; Chordata; Mammalia; Chiroptera; Miniopteridae. The record is from RefSeq and is a predicted model, not a curated record.